Messenger RNA from Mercenaria mercenaria, 3075 nucleotides. RefSeq names its product flavin-containing monooxygenase 5-like. The transcript has 5 exons. Gene Ontology annotation, molecular function: N,N-dimethylaniline monooxygenase activity; flavin adenine dinucleotide binding; NADP binding. The coding region runs from base 92 to 1681 and encodes 529 amino acids. Lineage: Eukaryota; Metazoa; Mollusca; Bivalvia; Venerida; Veneridae. The record is from RefSeq and is a predicted model, not a curated record.
UUUCAUUAUUAUAAAGCAAACGUAAACAAAAUAGAUGACACCGUUCUAUAGUAUAAUUACUUACCAGUAUAAAGGUGUAUGAAUAUAAAACAUGAGGCGCGUCGUAGUAAUCGGUGCAGGAGCUAGUGGACUAACUGCUAUAAAAUGCUGUCUUGACGAGGGUCUCGAGCCUGUUUGUUUCGAGAGAACAAACUAUAUUAGUGGAUUAUGGCACUACACCGAUGAGGUUGAAGAGGGUCAGGCAUGCGUUAUGAAGUCCACGGUGAUCAAUACAUCAAAAGAGAUGAUGUGCUACAGCGAUUGUUCUAUACCAGGGGAUUUUCCCAUUUACAUGCACAAUAAAUACGUGGACAAGUAUUUGCACAUGUACGCUGACAUAUUCAAACUCAAAAAGCAUAUAAACUUCAAUACAGAGGUUGUUUCGGUUAAACCGACAAGCAGUUUUAAAACCAGCGGUACAUGGGAAGUUGUAACCCGGGAUAGGACAACAGGGAACACAGGAACGGAUACAUUUGAUGCAGUUCUUGUCUGUACUGGUCAUCAUGCAGAAAAAAACAUGCCGAAUUUUCGUGGGUUAGAAUUGUUCAAAGGCAAAGUGACACAUACCCAUGAUUACAAGGAUUACCAUGGUUAUGAGGACAAAAGGGUUUUAAUUAUUGGUAUUGGAAACUCUGGCGGAGAUGUGGCAACAGAACUUAGUCGAAUAUCUGCACAGGUGUACCUGAGUACACGGACUGGUACUUGGAUUUUCAAUCGUGUCGGUGACAAGGGAGACCCGGGCGAUAUGGUGAACUCAAGGCGAUUCAAAAGAGCCGUUUUCAGGAUGUUUCCAUCUUUAGCUGUGAAACUAGCAGAGAACCGAUUAAACAAUAGGUUCGAUCAUAAGAAGUAUUGCCUGCAGCCAAAACACAGUCCAUUGUCAGCUCAUCCGACCGCUAACGACGAACUUCCAAACAGAAUCAUUGCUGGUGGUGUUAUUAUCAAAGCUAACGUAUCGGAGUUUACAGAAACUGGUGCAAUAUUUGAAGAUGGUACUAGAGUUGAUAACCUGGACGCUGUUGUGUUUGCAACCGGUUACAUAUUUGGUUUUCCAUUUCUAGAUAAAAAUGUGAUUGAAGUCAAAGACAACAAAGUGAACCUGUAUAAGAAUAUGUUUCUACCAGAUUCAGAAAAGCAUACGCUUGCGAUAAUAGGAUGUUUCCAGCCACUUGGUGCUAUAAUGCCAGUGAGCGAGAUGCAAUGCCGUUUGGCUACACGUGUGUUUAAAGAUUUGGUUGGGUUGCCAGAUAAAGAAGAGAUGUGGCAGGAUAUAAGAAGAAAACAAGAGGCUAUGGCUCUCAGAUACAAGAAAUCAACACGCCAUACAAUACAGGUGGAUUUCAUACCAUUUAUGGACGAACUUGCCGAAAUGAUAGGCUGCAAACCGGACCUAAAACAACUUCUUCUGAGAGACCCGAAACUUGCCGCUGAGUGUUAUUUUGGACCGUGCACGCCCUACCAGUACCGUCUAAUGGGACCAGGGGCCUGGCAAGGAGCGAGAAAUGCAAUAAUGACACAAUGGGACCGGACGUAUCAACCUUUGAAAACAAGGCCGUGUGAAGGAAAAUCAGGAAAAGGCAUUGGGACACUAAAUGUGGUGAUAAUUAUGAUAAUUGCCGUGUUGCUAUACUUCAUUUUGUGAAGCAAAAUCCAUUUCAGAUAUCGGCUAUAUACUAGUAUAUAGCCCUACCGCAUAUUAUGCCAUAGCUAUGUACUUUGUAGAAAUAAUCAGGAAAAGAAUGACAAUCACUAAACGAACAGCGUUGACAGGAAGCUAUAGUUAUCUAGUCUGUCCCACCUAAUUUUGGACCUACCUCAACUUUGGACUGAUAUGAAGAAAUGUAACGUGAUCAAAGAACAUAAAACAUGUUUUGUGACUUAAAAAAGUCACUCUCGAGAAUUUCAAUGAAUCUUGCAACAAUCGUCUGGUUUUCCGUGCGACUGAAUUUCAGUAGUUAAUCGUUUCUACCUAGAUAUACAUGCGUGUGUGACCUUAGAGGGAGAAAAGCGCAUCAUCUGACAGUGUAUUAUGGAAGGCCAGUGCACCAUGCUUUUUGCCAAAUGCUAACUGACAAAUAUUCAAUGCAAAAUGCUAUUUUCCAAAUGCUGAAUGUCACAUAUUGAAUGUCAAAUGAUAAUUGUCAAACUUUAAAUGCUAAUUGUUAACUGAUAAAUGCUAAGUGCUUAUUUUGCUUAUUGAAAAAUAACUGAAUAUAUCAGUGUAUGAAUACAUCCUUUGAAUAGUUAUUGGCCUUUGUUACAUAACUUUGUCUCUAUUAAAUAGUUUUUUCUUAACAUUUUAAAAGUAAACAAUUUCUGACUAAUGUUCUUAUGGCCGGUAGAACAUGUUAUUGUUUCAAGUCAGACUGGUGGAAUACCAUAUGCCUUCAAAUGAUUAAAUUUUACAAUCAUAAUUUAAGAGAUAAAAAUCAUUAAUUCAUACAUCUAAAAAGCUGUAAAAAGACCCUUUGGAAGCAUAGAAUGCAACAAAGCAGAAUAAUAAAGGCUUGAAAGCCAGUUGAAAGUGAUCACUGUGUGUGUUGUAAGAGAUAAUCUAUCAACGUACUUUGUCAAAGCUUUCUAGUGGUAAAAUUUAAAUUGAAAGUCGUCAAAAACACAUAAAUUAGGAUUAUUUACACUUUUAAAAAGCAAGUGCAGUAACAAAUGUAUGAAAAUGCGAAAUAUUCGAUGUUGAAGUAUAAAUGUUGAUGGAUAUAUGCAGAACUACAUUUCAAUGUUUGUUAUUAAUGUUAUUAAUGUUUCUUGUCACCUAGUGGGCAAAGACAGGGUUAUCCUGUAUGAGAUCACCGAGCUACAAGUGCGUAUAUUGACGUCUUAAUAGCCAGAGUAACCACUGCGGUGUCUAUUUGAUCUAAGGUGAAGAAUUAUAUGUUGUAGACCUAGAAAUGAUUACAAAUGAAUGUAAUCGAUUAAAUCACAACUAUUUUGUUUUUCAAAUGUAAUCAAUCACAUACAUGUACGCUACAUUGUGAUUACUCAAAUCAAUAACUACUUUAUCAAAAUAAAUUAUAAUGA